Messenger RNA from Acanthoscelides obtectus, 2994 nucleotides. Lineage: Eukaryota; Metazoa; Arthropoda; Insecta; Coleoptera; Chrysomelidae. The record is from the annotation of a GenBank genome assembly.
GUAGGUACUGGAGCACCGCGACGCUUUUGCGUCAGCUGCGAAGGUACUUAUGAGAGGGUAUCACGCCGCUUAAUUUAGUUCGAUUACAGCUGCAAAUCUCUCGUCAUCAGCAGCACUACCGACGUCGACAGUAGUAGUAGUACCAACAACAGGUGGUACUUUUACUUACGAAUCGGGCAAAGAGACGCUGCAGCGAAAAACGCGCGCGUCCCCAGCUAGCGACGCAUCAUCAAAGAGUUUAAUGAAUGUGGACAAUCGUGUCAGUGUGUUAAGUGGCAAAAACAACAAAGAUUGAGAUUUUGCAAGGAAAAGUUGCAUAAACAGCUUUAGAUCAUUCUCCGACCUUGUCGCGCUAUUGAUGCUGUCGAUGCCUUUUAGCUCAAUGAACUGAUAACCACCAUUCUGCACAAUUAGUUCCUUACCGUAUGGGUAAGAUAUAAGAGUAUACCAUGGUAAAGAAGAAUGAUUUCCCAUCGACCUUUACCAUCGACAACUUCAGCUCGACAGCUACACUAGCAAACAAUGACCAAAUUAAGUCACCAAAUGGCUCAAGCAAGGCAAACUUACACGAAGAAUACAAUCCGUACGAUAACAGAUCACUGGAACAUCCAAACUCAUUCCUUGGUGCGCUCAUACACAUAAUAAAGGCUUCCCUUGGGCUGGGAAUUCUGUCAAUUCCCAGAGCUUUCAGGACAGCCGGUCUAGUAGUAGGAUUCCUAGGAACGGUGAUCAUAGGUGCAAUAUGCACGCACACAGUUCACAUUCUGGUGAGGGCCUCGCAAAAGGUGUGCGUGAAGGUAAAAACGCCGAGCCUGGACUUUGCGGAAACGGCUGAGGAGGUUUUUAAAACCGGUCCUGCAUUCCUUAGGGGCUGGUCAUCCUUUGCAAGGAACUCCGUUGAUAUAGCAUUGGCAGCUACCCAUUUACUUGGAUUAUCUGUCUACGUAGUAUUUAUUGCAGAAACGCUUUUGAAGCUAUUGGCGCCAUACCACCCACCAAUUGCUGAACAUUAUACAGAAUGGGCUCUGUACGUAAAGCUGAUUAUACUCCUUCCAUUGAUCCUAUGUUGCCAGAUAAAGGAGUUGAAGCACUUGGUCCCAUUUUCCUUCAUCGCCAACGUGACCAUGAUCAUUGCUUUCUCCAUCACACUUUACUACAUGAUCUUGGAAAUGAAGUACGCUGAUAUAAACGAUCGAAAUCUAGCAACAAACAUAUCAGCGAUUCCGUCCUUCUUCAGCACAGUUAUUUUUGCGAUGGAAGGCAUCGGUACUGUGAUGCCUUUGGAAAACUCCAUGAUAGACGGGCAGUUCAUCGGAUGUCCAGGAGUGCUAAACUUCGGCAUGACUAUUGUCACUUCACUCUUCGUGGGUAUGGGUUUCUGUGGGUACUACAGCUUUGGAGAAGCCACAGAAGUCACGAUCACGCAAAACUUGCCAUCUGACGAAAUACUGGCACAAAUAGUCCAAGGAUGUAUAUCUGCUUCAGUAUUCUUCUCAUUCAUGUUGAUCUUCUACGUACCAAUAGACAUAUGCUGGAGGAAAAUACAUCACCGGAUCUCGAAAGAAAAACACAAUUUAGCACAUAUACUAAUACGCACCGCUUUUGUCAUAGUCAUAGUGACGGUGGCCGCAGCUGCAGGUACACAUCUGGACACCCUUAUCCAGCUAGUUGGAGCCGUUUGCCUGUCAACCUUGGGCAUACUGAUGCCUGCUGUCAUCGAUAUUGUAAUCAACUGGAAUGACUGGGGCAUAUGGGACUGGAGCCUCUAUAAGAACUUCCUAUUGAUUAUUUGCUCUCUCUUCGGAGCUAUCUGUGGAUCCUACUUUGCACUUGAAAAGUUCUUCUAGUUCUGAACUUGUACAAUGACACGUUAUAUUGUCAAUAACAAUUACGCCUUAACAGUUCAGUCAGAGAAAACCAAAAGUUCGCCAAUUUUGGCUUAAUAUAGAUGGUUUAAAAUCUCUUUAAAACGAAGUGAUCUCAAACUAUCUAUCGGGCUCUUAUAAAGCAAGGAUUACACUUUAAUUGAGAUACUUGGCGACCUCCAAAAUUAUACUCUUUAACAGAGUUUCUAAGCAUUGAAUAUAGACAUUAAAUUGUUUAUAACUCGAAAAUGCUCAGCUUUAGAGAAAAGUUAAUUUUUGGGCUCGCCAAAUAUCUAAAUUAAAGUUAAAACCUUGCUCUACAAGACCUUAAGAAGUAUUUUGAGAUUAGUUUAUUUAAAAAUGAGUUCGACCUUGUUUUUGAGGCUAAAAUUGGCGAAUUUUUGGAUUUCGUAGACUGUUAAAAAGGUUAGUUGACACGAUUUCCGGAAACUCUAUGAUAAAAUGUUGUUUAAAAUAUUUUAUAUUGAUAUAACUCCUUUUGUCAUCGCAUCAGUAAAUCGCAUCACAUGUUAGACUAAGGCUUAUCUACCAAUUUUCCAUUUUGAAUACCGUACUCAUAACUUGAACGCUAAAUAAUUUUAUUGAAAGAGAAUUUUAAACUUAUUUUUACGUAUAUUUAUAGUAAAUAUUAUAUUACGUACCAAGACACUCAAGAUUGAGCAUCACAAAAUGAUUAUUUUGCUGUGUGUGAUAAAAUUGCUUAAAGUGAUUAUGUAAUUUAUAAGUUUUAACCCAGUUGUAUUAUUGAGCAAUAAUAUUGAUGUAUGAUUAUUUACACGUGUUUCUAGAUACUUCCUACUUUUUGUGUCGACGCCAUUUGGACUUUGUAAAUAAUUAAAAUAAAAUUUAUAUUACGUUUUGGUAAGUCUCGUGCUUGAGAAAAAUGUCGUCACUUAAUAAAUUGCCUAUCGACAUUUAUGGUGUUUUGAUUAUCCUCCAACAUUACAUUUUUUGUGUUUCCAUAAGUAAGUAUUCAAAUCUUUUGACUAGGAAUAAGGGCCGUAUCGUCAGUCGUUCCUACAAUAAUUGUAGGACGCCUUUAUGGCCUGCUUGAUUUUCAUAGUUUUCUACGGUUCUGUGUCAGUUCAAAAAGAAAACGUAGCCUCAC